AUGAAAAGAGCUGUGGCUCCUCUGUGCCAUUGUCAACUCGCUUUUGCGAUUGCCCCGUGCUGCGCCAACGACACCAGCAAAAACCAAGCACAGCAUUUGCGCCAGCGCUCGUGUGGCUACGACAGCCCGCCUGGCUGUGUCCGGGGCGGCAGUGUGGUCUGGGCAAGGCCCUCAUGUGGCGAUUCGUUGCCCACUGAAGUUGCUGUUGUCACUUCGGUGGUUCCAGGGACUGAACGCUCUCGUCUUGUCUUCAGUGUGUUGUUUGCUGAGUACGGCCAUCGGGAAAUUACCAGCAAGCGAACGCACGUUGGUGAAGGACGCGAGACAGCUCUCCGACGCACAUCGUCGGUGAUUGGCAGAUUCAACGCUGCAGUUUGGGCAUCGCCUAUUUGA
Molecule: messenger RNA, 393 nt
Organism: Microdochium trichocladiopsis
Lineage: Eukaryota; Fungi; Ascomycota; Sordariomycetes; Xylariales; Microdochiaceae
Exons: 2
Coding region: 1-393 (130 amino acids)
Source: RefSeq, a predicted model, not a curated record